GAGCUUUCCUACAGCUGAACCGAGAAUGUCCUUACUCAUUACCACAGAUACUACCACUGUGGCAUUUCUGCUCUGCUUACUCUCCGUGCUGCUUCUUUCAAUUGCGUAUCCAGAUAGGUAUAUCGGUACUCAUCCACGUCCCGAGCUUCUCGGUCCUAUCGGCUUUCCCAUCGUUGGCAACUUGUUUCAAGUAUAUCCUUGGCGCACUCGGUUUCUGCUAUGGCUUCAGAGAAUGCAGAGUGAAUUUGGUCCACUUUGGACAUUUACGAUGCCUCCAUGGGGUCGUGGUGUCAUUAUCAAUCGACCUGAAUGGCUGGCACACGUGAAGCAAGUGGACAUACAGAAAUACAGCAGAGGAUCUGUAGCAAUCGCCAUUUUCAGCGAGUUUCCCGGGAAGAACACACCCGUGGCUUCCGAAGGAGCAGAGUGGCGACUGGCACGGAAGACUAUGUUUCCCAUUUUUACUCAUAGAUCGUUCAGUGAUCACGUUGCGAUCGCAAUGCAUGAAAUCCUUCUCGUCACCAGAGCAUUAUUGCGGAGUGCGAGCACGAAAGGUGUACCCAUCGACUGGAAUGAUCUAGCAGGGCGUGUUGCAAUUGCUAUAUUCUGCAAGUCUUCGCUGGGCAUCACCACCGGUUUGAUCACGGAGGACGUUGACUGCAUGAAGAAGUCCGAUGCAAUUCGGGAUGCACUCAGUGUCCUGAAUCGCACAUCCUCAAGCCGCUUGCUCAACCCGUUUUGGAAGGUCACUGAGAAGUUCAAUGGCGUUGCCAAGGAAUUCGACCGUGCGCGUUCGACUGUCCGCAAUUAUAUAGCAAAAAUCGUUCGUGAUCGCCAGAGUACUGCAAUGGAGGUCAACCUCGACACACCUGCAGAUUUUCUAGGUCAACUUCUUCGAAAGCCAGAUAAUGAUCUAAUGCGCAUGCGUGAUAUAUUGGUGACACUAUUGUUUGCGGGACGCGAUAACAUCCAGAACGCGCUUGGCUGGUCACUACAUGAAUUGCUCAAAGUGCCUUGCUGGGUGGGUAGGAUGAGGGAAGAGGCGUUGCGAAAUGCCCCUGAAGGUUCACCAAUACUUUACUCUGAUCUGAGUCGAUAUCAUGUCCAUCUUGCUGUGUUCUACGAGACAGUGCGUCUUUGGCCUGGCCUUCCAAAGAACGCACGCGUAGCGCUCUGCGACGACAUCCUCCCCGCUAUCCCUGAACACAGCCUGCCCGAAGUCAAGAUAGGGAAGGGUGAUCACGUAUUCUGGUCCGACUAUAUCAUAAUGCGCGACAUGGCUAUUUGGGGUGCUGAUGCUGGUAUAUUCAACCCUGGUCGUCAUCUCAAUGCUGACGGACAAUUCGUCAAACCGGCAGCUUCUAUAUUCGUCGGUUUCGGAGCCGGACCUCGCCUUUGCCCGGCUGCCCAGCUUGCUGCGUAUGAGUUUGUGGCCUGUUGGGUGGGUAUUAUGCCAUACUUCGACUUUAUUCGGGUCGACAGUACCUCGGACGGGAAUGAUCAUGGACCGACGAUGGCGGACGCAUUUACAGUGACUAUGGAGGGGCCAUUCAUGGUGUCCGUACGGGAACGGGAAUAAAUUGGGUGUCACCAAGACAUCACUAAAUCGUACUUCAUUAGCAGCCCCCAUGAUAUCUUCCUGGGGACCAUACUGUACCCACUGUGUCGUUCAUUGGUACCAGAUGUGUCAUCAACUUCACUCAAUGAGUACCUUUCUAUCUUUCAUUCUCCUGACAUUCCUUCCCUCAAAGAAUGAGAUAUUCUAUAGUCUGCCUAGGGGAGACAACCUUUCCACACGCGUGGCAAAUAUUUUCAUACUUCUAGAUCUCGCUGGACAGGUGCCG
This is a messenger RNA of Laetiporus sulphureus 93-53, 1844 nucleotides long. RefSeq names its product cytochrome P450. NCBI's taxonomy places the organism in Eukaryota, Fungi, Basidiomycota, Agaricomycetes, Polyporales, Laetiporaceae. Gene Ontology annotation, molecular function: iron ion binding; oxidoreductase activity, acting on paired donors, with incorporation or reduction of molecular oxygen; monooxygenase activity. The transcript is spliced from 10 exons. The record is from RefSeq and is a predicted model, not a curated record. Bases 26 to 1579 code for a protein of 517 amino acids.